This is a messenger RNA of Ceutorhynchus assimilis (cabbage seed weevil), 1364 nucleotides long. The record is from the annotation of a GenBank genome assembly. NCBI's taxonomy places the organism in Eukaryota, Metazoa, Arthropoda, Insecta, Coleoptera, Curculionidae.
CCCCCUGCAAAAUACAAGGCCACUUGCCGAUAGCUUAUUCCGUGUUUUUGUGAUAAAUUCAUUUUAUCAAUUCCUGUUUCCUAUUAUCAAUAGAAAUUGUUAAUUAUUAUUGUCAAUUGAAUUAUUACCAGUAAAUUAAGAGUGUGAAAAAUGGGGAAACAUCUGCAAACUGUUGCCGCUCUGGCGUGCAUGAAAAGUUUCCUUAUGGUGUUUAAUUUUAUUUUUUGGGUGUCUGGUUUCGCAAUUCUCGCAAUCGGCAUAUGGAUGGAAAUUGAACUCUACAAAUACAUGGAAAUGAGCACUGAAUUUAGCGGUACUGCCCCAUAUGUUUUAAUUGGUACUGGAUCGUUGAUUAUCCUUAUUGGUUCUUUGGCUUGUUGUUGUACUGUUAAAGGGCAACCUGUUCUUUUGUAUGUGUACGGCGGCUUUCUAGCGAUCGUUUUCGUCCUAGAACUGGGAGCUGGAGUAUCCAUUUUUGCUUACCGCACCAAACUCGCUGAAGGAUUCGAUAAAGGACUUACCAGAGCAAUGAUGAAUUAUCAUAACGUCAAUAGCAGUCAAGUUUCAUCUGAUUUAGAUUUAAUUCAAAAAACGCUUCAUUGUUGUGGCAAUCAUAAAGCACGCGACUGGUUAGAUCUUCCUCAUGCCUUACCAAUACCGCAAUCAUGUUGCAUUAAAGACGGUUGUAAUACUGAAUUGGAACGAGAUGAAAUUUAUACUCAGGGUUGUUGUGAUAAAGUCAUCGAAUUUCUGGAUGCCAAUAUAGGAAUAGUCGCAGGAGCAGCUGUUGGAAUUGCUUUCUUCCCACUGGUCGGCGUGGUGCUUUCUUGUUGCUUAGCUAGUGUUAUAAACAAAACCAAAUAUGAACCAAUGGCCUAAUUAUUUUGACUGUUUAGAAGCGCAUACAACAGAUGUGAUUUUUUUAUCAAAGAAAAUUCUGGAAGUUGAAUGAUUUUGAAUAUCUUUAAAAUUAUCUUAACCUUGUAAUCUUUAUAGUCACUUAUGCUCAUUUAUAAAACAUAUACAAUUAUAAGGUAUUUUAUUAUUGAGUGAGUAUUUUUGUCCUAUUAUUAAAAAAUGUAUUUUUGAAUAUAUAAAAAAAAAUGUAAAUAUGACAUAAUUAUUUAAGAUAUAUCGUUUUAAGAGAGUAAAGUGGAAUUAUCAAAAGGAGAGAUUCGAAUUUUUUUGGAACUGACGAACUGAUUAAAUAUGGAAAUUACGUUAGAUAAUGACUAUGUAUUCAAAUUAUAGCACCAAUAUUAUAAAACGCACUUUUAUCCAAUGUUAUAUUCGUAAAAGCUUAAACAAAUAAAUGAAGAAAAUUAUGUGAUUGUGAGUUAUAAAUCAUUUUAUCUACUCUGAAA